AUGGCCCUGGCCCGCGGGGAGGGCUUCUUCUUCCCCGAGAACGCCGCUGAUAGCUCCGGCACGAGCCGCGGCUGGUGGACCCGGAGCAGCUGGGCGUUCCUGAACGAGCCGCCGCCGCUGACAAGGGAGGAGGUGCUGUUGGGCAGGGCGCAGAGGAGCUUCCACGCCGACCGGAUCGUCAUCACCGGCAACGCCUAG
Miscanthus lutarioriparius is the source of this 198-nucleotide messenger RNA. The record is from the annotation of a GenBank genome assembly. Lineage: Eukaryota; Viridiplantae; Streptophyta; Magnoliopsida; Poales; Poaceae.